AUGGCCGAUAGAUCGACACCAAGGUCACAGCCUCAGUACGAGCCCGUUGAAUCGGAAGAACACGAACUGCGUCACUUAACACAACAGCAUGAUGUUCCUUCUAGUACGGCAUCAGCCGGCGGCAACAAAAAUGGUGCUGUAUUCUCCUCCGACAGCCUGGAGAGGCAGCCCGGGAAGACAGACCCAGCGAGUUGGAGACUGAAGACAAUCUUGAAGAAAUGGCGCAUGCAAGCCCUCGAAGCAUCAAUCCGAAAGAAGAAGAACCGACAGGUACCCAUCGUCAAAGACCGUUUCACUGCCAUACUAGCUGCUCUGGUGCAUCUUCCAGCCAUUGCUGGAAUUAUUACCUUAAGCUUCUACAUCUUCAAGAACUACUACAUCGGUAAGGAACUUGAAGGCAAGCCCGAUUACGAUGUCGAGAAGAAACUCGGUAUCCAAUUUGCUGCGAAGCUCAUGGAAAUGUUCAUCGUGCUGUCACUCAACGCUAUCGUCUUUUCCAUGAUCCGACACGAGUUUACGAUCGGCCAGUCUGUUCCAUACGGCGCCCUUGUAGCUGGACAGCAAAUAUCCGAGAUCAGCUUCCUGUGGUCUGAGGAGUUCUUGAGUAUUGUGAAGGGGAAGUUCUCUCAGACUUGGAAGAAGAUCGGCUUCAUCAUCACCGUCUUCGUUUGCACGAUCAUGGCGCUGGGGGCGUCGUCGCUCAGUGCCGUUGCGAUGAUGCCGCAGGAAGGAGACUGGAGAGCGGGCGGCAGUUUCGUCUACUUCAAUGGUACCAGAGAUGAAUUGUUUCCUGGCGUCCUGACUGAGGAAAACACAGGCGGAUCUGCCUGUAGUGUUACCGGAAAUGAGCGUUGCCCUUCUUGGCAAUGGGAUGUCAUCAACAGCCAGCUCAUCUCCAAGCUCCCACUAUCAGGUGAAGUGGAUAAUGGCUUGUUCAUCAGACGACCACCGAGCGAGAUUCUAGUCGCCGGAUACUCUUCGACACUGGUCAAUCUCGUAGUGGAUGUCAGAGAGAAAUGGUUCAACCUGAACAGCCCAAACCAUACGGUCGCCAGAAUGCCGCAUCUCGGACCCGCUGAAGCUUGCAUCACAACGUCACUGCACUGGGAACAAGCUGCGGACGAUUCAGCCAAGAGAAAACAGACUCGAUUCAACAACUUCCAAAAGCUUGCCCAUAAGCUCAAUGCACCGAUGCCAAUCACCAACACGAGAUGUGAGCUGACGUCCGUGACCGACGCCAAAGCAAAGACAAUCUUGUUCCCCGACUUUGUGGCCUUCCCACCAACAACGCUGAACGUCACAAAGGACGUCGUGAGUGAAUGGCUAUCAGACACUCUGCCUGAUUUGAACAAACCCGAAGUGUUGUGGUUUGACUCAGCACCAGUCAUUGCCAACAGCUCUGUUGGUGUCGUGGUCGCCGCGCCGUCCAACAAGUCACGCGAGGCAGCCGAUAUUUACGGAUGUAUGAUCGAUGCACGUUGGAUCACCACUGAGCUGAGUGGAGAUGCAGUCUCGCUGGCCAGCAAAGGAUACCCGCCAUUCUCAGGGUCUAUUGCCACAGCGCUUGGGGGCUCUUGGAUUGGAAGCCCGGGCUACGGUCAACGCGUCCAUCUCGCACCUAGCUUCGCCAAAUACCUCAACCCUCUUGACUCUAGAACGAACCGAACCGUCAUACACGAAAUGCUUCUCAACAGUGGCGUAUGGACAGCUGAUGGGAAGGGUUCGAAGUCCACGGCGCAUCUGGAGGCAGUUCUUGGAUCAUUGACGGCUAACGGCUUGGGCCGAUCAAAUCCGAACGUCACUGCCAUUACAACCCUUGCUGAUCCAGAUGGUGAAUGGUGGAGGAGCUUUAUGCCGCAGGACGGUAAGGUGUUUGGUCCUGGUGGCAGCCCAUAUGCUGUAUCAGACGAGGACAAAACUCGUCUCUUCAGCGCAGAGAUGGAGACGUGGGUGACAGGGUUCGCGUUUGCUGACAAUAGCUUGACCAUGCGCGGAGCCAUGGCUGUCUUUUACGUCUAUGCACUCCUUGUCAUCGCGUACUCGAUCUGGUCUAUCUGGUCAGGCAUUACUUCAUCUUCAUGGGAGUCUGUGCCGGACCUUCUCGCUCUCGCUCUUGCAGAUCGAGGAUCGGGAUCCGAAUCUGAGGAAUUUAGCAAAGAAUCCCCGGAUAUUAUGAAGGAAAACUUUUGUAUUUCUGCAGAUGGAAAUACGCUGAGGCUUAGGGCGACCCAUGGUCUGGUGCCGCCUGAGAACCCAGAAAGGAGAUCGCAACUAUCGCCGCCCCCUCUGAAACGUAGUAUAACACAGCGCAGGCUCAAUCCUGUCCUGGCUGCUUGCGAGCCAUGUCGUAAACACAAGGCCAAGUGUUCUGGAGAGAGGCCAGUAUGUCGUCGCUGUCUUCAGCGCAAACUCGCCUGCAACUAUGUUACGCGACCAGGCGAAACUCGCUCACAGGCACUAAACCGAUGUUCUCACGAGGCCUGUGAGGGCUCGAGUCAACGCUCAAGUGUCUACGAGGAACUCAUCGGGCUGUUGAAGAACCUACCGGAUCAGGAUGCCCAGGCCAUCCUGCAAAGGCUCAGGUCGGGAACAGACGUCGCAUCAGUUCUAACUCAGGCCAGAGCAGGCGAUGUAUUACUUCAGAUGGCCGUCGUUCCCGAGACGCGGUUACGAUACGAGUUUCCAUACAGAUCGGAGAUGCCCAAAGAGUUUGAACUCAACAAUCCUUAUCUGAACUCAAUGCUGUAUGAAACAGCCUCUCUCUAUUCCCAACACCAAACAACAGAGACAAACGUACCCGGACAUCUCGCUAGUCUGGGUUCCGAAGAGCAAAGAAGCCUUUACUUGAAGCCCUUCCGUGCAGCGCAAGUAUUCGAUCCUCUACUUUCCGACGUCAAAGUCUCAGUGUGGACCAGCGUCUCCUUUCACAAGGACUUAUUUUUGGAAGACAUGGCAGCGCGUCGUAAAGACUUUUGUUCUUCACUGCUUGUCAACGUAACUCUUGCAUAUGCUUGCGUCUGCUACCCUAAUUUCACCAACCGUGUCGAGUAUUGGAAUCCGAACACUCUUGUCUAUCGCUUCAAUGCCGAGGCCAAGCGACUAUGGGAGCUGGAGGCUUCUAUCCCGCGUAUGACUACCAUCCAGGCAGGUAUCCUUUUUAGUGUGUUUCAUAAUCUCUGUGGGCUAGACGAAGUUGGGAAACCUUAUAGGGUACAUGCUGUGGCUUUGGCAAACCAGCUUCGCAUCUUCGACACCAUCGACAUUGAUCAGAGCAAGAGGAUACAGAGGGGCACGCAAAACCUGGCUUGGGCUAUGUACAACUGGGAAACUCUCUCUGCUUUCUCGUUCAUGCUGUCGCCGCUCAUCAAGGAGCCACCAAAAUGGCCACUUCCAGAUCCUUCAGAAGAUCCGUCGUGGUAUGGCGAAAUAUGGGUCAAAUAUCCAUUGAAUCACGGCCUUUCGCCGAUGUAUCUUGGGGAAGUUAUCCAUGCUCGGAGCCAGUUUCGAAUCAUCAUGAAUGAGUUUUGUGACGCAGCAUACUCAGAAGGUUCCAAGGUAGGAGUUAACCUGGCGUAUCAGUUCCGCGAAAGGCUGGAAGGAUGGUACGAAAACUUGCCCGCACUUCUAACUCCAAGGAGGAUUGUUCUUCCUGGGCAGCUACAACUACAUAUGUACUAUCACCACUUACUAUUGACAAUCUUCGAGCCUCUGUAUGAUGCAGAAACGACUCGAGAGCCUUCUCCGCAGCGUAUCGUAGCCGACUCGAAGAAGAACAUGCAGACACUUGUCAGACUGUACUACCUCCGACAUGGUUUUGAAGCAAUGGACCUCUUCAUCGUCAUCCCUUUGAUGGUGAUGGGUUAUGACAGCAUAGAUGCCAUCAAGGAGGAUACGCCAACAGAAGAAAUUGAGUUGCUACGAUCGACUCUCAUUCUGAUAGCCCAAGGCCUCUACUACCAACGAAGAAACCAAUACUUGGCGCAAGCACUUUUUAGAGUCAUUCGAGGCAAAAUGCGCCCGCAGGAGAUUGGUUUACUCAAGAGUUCGAUGGCGUUGGAUAAAUACGAGACUGAUCCAGAGCCAGAGAUGGCAGUGGCUGUUCGAAGUCACUGGCCAGUGAGCGUUGUUAAGAAGCAUGAGGACAUGGAGUCACACAUUCUGACCAAUCUCGUGGAGAACUUUGGUCGUGUUAAUCUUGAGGAAAUCCCAUGA
This is a messenger RNA of Fusarium oxysporum Fo47, 4212 nucleotides long. Its product is annotated as Zn(II)2Cys6 transcription factor. Bases 1 to 4212 code for a protein of 1403 amino acids. The record is from RefSeq and is a predicted model, not a curated record. The transcript has 7 exons. Gene Ontology annotation, molecular function: DNA binding; zinc ion binding; DNA-binding transcription factor activity, RNA polymerase II-specific. Gene Ontology annotation, biological process: regulation of DNA-templated transcription; DNA-templated transcription. NCBI's taxonomy places the organism in Eukaryota, Fungi, Ascomycota, Sordariomycetes, Hypocreales, Nectriaceae.